Molecule: messenger RNA, 5096 nt
Organism: Colias croceus (clouded yellow)
Lineage: Eukaryota; Metazoa; Arthropoda; Insecta; Lepidoptera; Pieridae
Exons: 9
Coding region: 177-5096 (1639 amino acids)
Source: RefSeq, a predicted model, not a curated record
GUUAAGUCUGAUUUUGAAUUAAAAUAGCAUGAAAAUAGACGCUCUUGUCUUGAAAGUGUUUUAAAUGAAUAAUUUGAUGCUAAGGCAUUACUUUUGGUUUUGUACAAACAAUUUUGUUUUAAAGAGUGACCUAGAUUUACAGUGACUUGUAUAUAAAUUAUUAUUGACUCCUAAAAAUGUCCGACAGCGAAGAUGAUAAUAUAUUCCCAAACAAUGUUAUUACAUUUCAGAAUGGAAACACAACUAUUAGUGCGCGAGGGCCUGGUAUAAACAAAAGUAAUAUGACAGGAUUAAGUUUUCGGAGUAACGUUUUAACUUCUACGUUAAAUAUGGGCGGGAAUACCCACCGCCACCGUUUUGGCAAUCCACAAUAUGAUCAACGAAGUUUGUACCAUGGAAGAGAAACUUCACCAAUGUCCAUGAGAAGCGAUUUAGGACCACGAAAUUUUCAUAACUCAUAUUAUCCGCGAGCUAUGAGUUCACAGAGGUCCCUUAUUAAUGGAAGAAGUGGAUCACCACUUUCCGUUAGAAGUAUAGAUACAACUACAAGUGUUAGUGCUGUGGAUAUUGCAAAUGCAUUUAAAUACAUGAAAUUUAAUAACCAUGAAUUAAGAAUUAUUAAAGAUGCUUACCAAAAAUUAAUGAGAAAUAAAGUAAGGAAAAGAAUUGAAAAACGAAGAAAUUUGAAAUUAUUUCUCAGAGGUGUAAGAAGAAAAUCUGGAUAUGAUUCGGGAGAACAGGGAAGUGAUUCAUCACUUAGCAGUGAUGAUGGUCGAUCUGUUAAAACUAGCGUGUCUUAUAGAAAUGCAUUUCCUAUACAACAAUUAAAUAGAAUUGAUGAGUCUUUGCUACGGACAUCAUUAAAAGAAACUGACAUAUAUAAUGAUUGUACAGAUAAUAUUAAACAAAACACAUUGAGGAAUGUCUUUCCUGUUUAUCCAAAACCUGUUAAUAAGAAGCCAAGUCACAUAGAAAAUUCUAUAGAGAUGCAAAAAGGGCUUGAUAAUCCAAAUGGAACUAUGACACUGAAAGAUAGAUUUACAACAGGAUUUCUUUUACCUUCUCAGAGGUUUAAUAAAUCAAAACCAAAUGUUACAAUAGACAAAUCAAAGAAUGGUACUAUACUGCCAAAAACAACAGAACAAAUUAUGUACAAGCAAACACAAAAUAUAAAUGUGCAAUCACAUAGUGAUGAUGAACAAAUAUUUCCUGAAAAAUCUGUUAGGGCGAAUGGAAAUUCAAAUUUAGACUUACAAAAGAAAAGGCUGAUGGAUGAGGAAGAAAGUAUUUCAGAAAGAAAAAGGAGUAAAAUUGAUAAUAAUUUUGUACAAUCUGAUAAACGAAAUGAUAACCAGCAUUCCGAUUUUGAUGAUAAUGAUUUUAUGUUUAAGAAACCAUCUAUGCCGGUCCGUAAAUCAAAUAAGACCCAAAAGCAUAAUGUUACUGAAGUACUUAUUUCUAAAUCAUCACAACAACUUACUCAGAAAAUGAACCAAGACUCUGACAGCCAUACCAAAAAUUUACAAGAUUUAGAUUCAGAUAAUAACAACCAAACAGUAAUUUCUCAAAACAGCAGCGAUGUUUCAAUGAAACCCAGCUUUAUAAAACGGAAACUUUUCACACAAAAAUUAGACCUCCUUGAGAAUAAAAACCUAAAUAGCGAUUUAGCUGCACCAAGUCCUCAGACGAAAUCAAAUGUAUGUAAAGAGAAGAAUAAAACAAGGAAAUUAGUAACAUCCCAAUCGUGUCUCAGUAGAGAUGUUGUAGAUGAUGAAAAUAAUGUUUUGGAUCUGAUACACAAAAUUGUACCAGCCGAUCAAAUGAAUUUAACUACUGCAAGUAAUAAGAGGACGAAUAAAAGUAACAAAGUACCAGAUGAUAAUUGGGAUGUGGCCUCUGUUGUGUCUCAAUGUAACAGUGCUGAUGGUAGCGAUACAUAUACAGAUGAAGAAAUAUUCAAUUUACAUAAUACUAUUAAGAAGAAAGGUGAUACCAAGAAAAAACAAGAAACUAAAGCUAUCAAAACUGCAAUAGGAGAUUGUAAGGUUGUUCUGCAAAAUGUAAUAAAGCCUAAUGCUUGUAAGCAUAAUGUUAAUGGUACAACAGAAUCAUCAUCUACUAAUAUAAAAACUAUAAAUAAAGGGGCAGUGUUGAAUUCAGUUAAAUCAUUUUGGGAAACUGAUAUGGAGAGUGACAUAGAGAGUCACAGUACACCAGCCUGGAAACAAAAAACUACCAUCAAUCAAGUGAAAGAACCAUUGAAAGAAACACCCAAUGUAACUAUCUUGCAACCUGAAAAGAGAAAAGCUAAGGGUAGCAUGAUAACAGUAAGAGGCUUAAAAAAUAAAAUAAACAAUAAAACAAUACUAAAUGAGGUAAAGAAACCUUCAGCUAGCCCCCAAAAAGUAGAUAUGCCUAAAGAAAUGGAACCUGCAAAACCUAAGGCUGCAACAAAUAAAAAGACAGCAACACAAACAAAAAAAGCUACAACAAAACCCAAUGAAAGUGUUCUUAAUACAAGAUCUACACGUAACUCAAAGAAGCUUCAAGAUUGUUUCUGUAGUGAUGAUGUAUCAAAUGACAGUAAUACCCAAACGAAAAAAAUGAAACAAAAAAAUACAGCUAAACCAACAAAGACUGUCAAACCAAAAGCAAACAAAAAAUGCACUCCAAAAGACACCAAAUGUGUGCCAAAAACAACUAUACAAACAAGAAGAAGCAAAGAAUUACAAUCAGUCUUAAAUACCACGCAUGAUUCGGGCAGUAGUAUUAACAUUUCUGGUAGAAGUUUAAGAUCAAUGAAAAGGCUAGAAAAUUCGAAAGAAAAUAUUGAACCAAUAAUAACGAGAAGUUGGAGUAAAAACAUUGAUGAUGAACAAAUAUUUCCUGAAAAAUCUGUUAGGGCGAAUGGAAAUUCAAAUUUAGACUUACAAAAGAAAAGGCUGCUGGAUGAGGAAGAAAGUAUUUCAGAAAGAAAAAGGAGUAAAAUUGAUAAUAAUUUUGUACAAUCUGAUAAACGAAAUGAUAACCAGCAUUCCGAUUUUGAUGAUAAUGAUUUUAUGUUUAAGAAACCAUCUAUGCCGGUCCGUAAAUCAAAUAAGACCCAAAAGCAUAAUGUUACUGAAGUACUUAUUUCUAAAUCAUCACAACAACUUACUCAGAAAAUGAACCAAGACUCUGACAGCCAUACCAAAAAUUUACAAGAUUUAGAUUCAGAUAAUAACAACCAAACAGUAAUUUCUCAAAACAGCAGCGAUGUUUCAAUGAAACCCAGCUUUAUAAAACGGAAACUUUUCACACAAAAAUUAGACCUCCUUGAGAAUAAAAACCUAAAUAGCGAUUUAGCUGCACCAAGUCCUCAGACGAAAUCAAAUGUAUGUAAAGAGAAGAAUAAAACAAGGAAAUUAGUAACAUCCCAAUCGUGUCUCAGUAGAGAUGUUGUAGAUGAUGAAAAUAAUGUUUUGGAUCUGAUACACAAAAUUGUACCAGCCGAUCAAAUGAAUUUAACUACUGCAAGUAAUAAGAGGACGAAUAAAAGUAACAAAGUACCAGAUGAUAAUUGGGAUGUGGCCUCUGUUGUGUCUCAAUGUAACAGUGCUGAUGGUAGCGAUACAUAUACAGAUGAAGAAAUAUUCAAUUUACAUAAUACUAUUAAGAAGAAAGGUGAUACCAAGAAAAAACAAGAAACUAAAGCUAUCAAAACUGCAAUAGGAGAUUGUAAGGUUGUUCUGCAAAAUGUAAUAAAGCCUAAUGCUUGUAAGCAUAACGUUAAUGGUACAACAGAAUCAUCAUCUACUAAUAUAAAAACUAUAAAUAAAGGGGCAGUGUUGAAUUCAGUUAAAUCAUUUUGGGAAACUGAUAUGGAGAGUGACAUAGAUAGUCACAGUACACCAGCCUGGAAACAAAAAACAACCAUCAAUCAAGUGAAAGAACCAUUGAAAGAAACACCUAAUGUAACUAUCUUGCAACCUGAAAAGAGAAAAGCUAAGGGUAGCAUGAUAACAGUAAGAGGCUUAAAAAAUAAAAUAAACAAUAAAACAAUACUAAAUGAGGUAAAGAAACCUUCAGCUAGCCCCCAAAAAGUAGAUAUGCCUAAAGAAAUGGAGCCUGCAAAACCUAAGGCUGCAACAAAUAAAAAGACAGCAAGACAAACAAAAAAAGCUACAACAAAACCCAAUGAAAGUGUUCUUAAUACAAGAUCUACACACUUACAAAAGAAAAGGCUGCUGGAUGAGGAAGAAAGUAUUUCAGAAAGAAAAAGGAGUAAAAUUGAUAAUAAUUUUGUACAAUCUGAUAAACGAAAUGAUAACCAGCAUUCCGAUUUUGAUGAUAAUGAUUUUAUGUUUAAGAAACCAUCUAUGCCGGUCCGUAAAUCAAAUAAGACCCAAAAGCAUAAUGUUACUGAAGUACUUAUUUCUAAAUCAUCACAACAACUUACUCAGAAAAUGAACCAAGACUCUGACAGCCAUACCAAAAAUUUACAAGAUUUAGAUUCAGAUAAUAACAACCAAACAGUAAUUUCUCAAAACAGCAGCGAUGUUUCAAUGAAACCCAGCUUUAUAAAACGGAAACUUUUCACACAAAAAUUAGACCUCCUUGAGAAUAAAAACCUAAAUAGCGAUUUAGCUGCACCAAGUCCUCAGACGAAAUCAAAUGUAUGUAAAGAGAAGAAUAAAACAAGGAAAUUAGUAACAUCCCAAUCGUGUCUCAGUAGAGAUGUUGUAGAUGAUGAAAAUAAUGUUUUGGAUCUGAUACACAAAAUUGUACCAGCCGAUCAAAUGAAUUUAACUACUGCAAGUAAUAAGAGGACGAAUAAAAGUAACAAAGUACCAGAUGAUAAUUGGGAUGUGGCCUCUGUUGUGUCUCAAUGUAACAGUGCUGAUGGUAGCGAUACAUAUACAGAUGAAGAAAUAUUCAAUGUACAUAAUACUAUUAAGAAGAAAGGUGAUACCAAGAAAAAACAAGAAACUAAAGCUAUCAAAACUGCAAUAGGAGAUUGUAAGGUUGUUCUGCAAAAUGUAAUAAAGCCUAAUGCUUGUAAGCAUAACGUUAAUGGUACAACAGAAUCAUCAUCUACUAAUAUAAAAAGUGAGUAA